Molecule: messenger RNA, 1101 nt
Organism: Corticium candelabrum
Lineage: Eukaryota; Metazoa; Porifera; Homoscleromorpha; Homosclerophorida; Plakinidae
Exons: 1
Coding region: 89-499 (136 amino acids)
Source: RefSeq, a predicted model, not a curated record
AAAUUCAUGUAGUUACGUGCCACCGGUUAUAUCGCUGCUCACCACGCUCACAAUCGUCUCAGUCGUUGCAGCUCUGUACUACUACAUUAUGAAACGAGCACUCGAACACGAGCUGAAAGCGGAGAAAGAGAAAGCAGCUAGCAGUCGCCGCAAUGACAAGGCGAGAUGCGACAAACCACCUCUCGUCUUACCGAGACCAGUGCCUGCGCAUGCUCUGUCAAUGCCGGCAAAUGUCAGCGCACCGGAAAGUGACGGAGUCUACGCAACAGACGAAUACGAUCACGAGUAUGACUAUGUUCAGCCCCAACCGCUUGCUGCUGGUUACGUAAACAACUAUCGAAGCUACGUACCAAUGUCGCACCCACAAGAUGGAAAGUUUCCUGAACAAGGCAGCCGUGCGUCUUUUCAGUCGCGAGAAUAUCAAGAACUAGAAGGAUACGAUUCCCCCAAGGCCUACGACGUUCCGGACAAUCCAGUGAAUGACUUUAUUCCAGUGUAGUUUACGUAUUUUGGUCGACUGUAGUAAGAACAAACUGAUUAUCCGGGGGUUAGAAAAUAAGCUGUUUAGUCCGCAUAGACUGAACGACAAGCUUCUUGUUUACAAUAUUGAGUCUGCUUACAAAUUAAUUCACUGUAAAUGUUACUGUAACAUUUGUUACGUCAAAUCUUGAUACGUACAUAAUCAUAACUGUACAGGUGUAACCGCGUCCGGACGCCUGCACUACUUUAGCGCACGUUAAAGUAUAUCAAACAUGGCAACACCCUUUGACAGCUUUGGAUAUACUCAUAUUCAAAUAUAAACUCUAGCUUAUUAGCUAUUUAGCUAAUUAGACAAGAGGUGUAACUUAUAAAUUGUUAGUUAGUCUGCGCCUCGCUGAUAGUUACAAUAUCGUAGUCGGAAAUGACAGACAAGCAAAGAUCCAGAAGUUCACUGUAGGAAGACCAGCACCUUGCAACUUACCACGCCUAUUUCUGACAUAUUGAGAAACACUAUCCAAGCAAAUAUGUUUAUACUUCAGUGACACUGAGUGUACUCGGUCACAGAAGGCUGAAAGACUGCCAGGCUGGCUAGAGAGUCCCAGGCCCUGUGGGUCACUCCAU